This is a messenger RNA of Hibiscus syriacus, 980 nucleotides long. RefSeq lists its product as uncharacterized. The record is from RefSeq and is a predicted model, not a curated record. Lineage: Eukaryota; Viridiplantae; Streptophyta; Magnoliopsida; Malvales; Malvaceae. The coding region runs from base 86 to 919 and encodes 277 amino acids. The transcript is spliced from 3 exons.
GCGGCUGAUGGAAAGAAAUCCCCUGGAAAAAUCUCUAGCACUGAAAAAUAUGGGGCUGUGGUAUUUCAGUUAAGCUACACAAAAUAUGCGCGCGUAUCCAAUUCCACUAACUGUUGUUUCCACCGUCUCACUCGCGCCUUUCCCCACCUCCGCCCGCUUCCUUCUCAACCCACCGACCUCCGACAAAACUACCGCCUUAAUUUUCCUCUCAACUCCCUAUCCCAGGUUUCUUUUCUCCAAAUUCAGCCCGUGCCCUUUUUGUUCCAACUCCGAUGCCACCACUUCCGACACAAAUGAGGAUGAUGAUGUUUAUUUUGACAUUGACGAUGAUGGGUUUGUACUUUCAGAUGACAAGACACAAUCAUUAUCUGAAGAUGGUGUCUUUGUGGAGGUAACAAAACUUGGAAGGAGUUCUCGUAGAAUUCGGUCCAAAAUUGGGAUUGAAGCCAGCCUCGACACCGUUUGGAACAUUUUGACGGACUAUGAGAAGUUGUCCGAUGUUAUUCCGGCUCUUACCGUCAGCAAAGUUGUCGAAAAGAAAGACAAAUUUGCUCGACUCUAUCAGAUUGGACAGCAAAACUUGCCAUUGGGUUUGAAAUUUAAUGCGAAAGGAGUUAUAGAUUGUUAUGAGAAAGAUCUUGAGAUUUUGCCUUCUGGGAAAAAGCGUGAGAUUCAAUUUAAGAUGGUUGAAGGUGACUUUAUUGUUUUUGAAGGAACAUGGUUGGUCGAACAGUUUAAUGAAGGAAAAUGUGAAGGCAUUAUCGGUGUAGAAUUUCAGACGACGCUUUCAUAUUCGGUGGAUCUUAAGCCGAAGAUGUGGUUGCCUGUUCAGCUUGUUGAGAGCAGGCUUUCUAUGGAGAUAAAGACGAACCUUUUGUCGAUUCAUGAAGAAGCAAAGAAAGUGAUGAGUGCUUUGUAACUCUGCAUGUUGCAAUAAUGAUACUCCUCCAAUGAAAUAUAAAAGGUUUUCUGAGUUUCAU